Messenger RNA from Impatiens glandulifera, 621 nucleotides. RefSeq lists its product as uncharacterized. The transcript has a single exon. The coding region runs from base 1 to 621 and encodes 206 amino acids. The record is from RefSeq and is a predicted model, not a curated record. NCBI's taxonomy places the organism in Eukaryota, Viridiplantae, Streptophyta, Magnoliopsida, Ericales, Balsaminaceae.
AUGGCGUUCACAAGAACUUCUCUGUUCGUAUCUUUCUCAAUCCUUCUGGGUUUUCUCUCAAUAGCAUCUCAAGCAAGACCCGGACGCCCUUUCCAUCCAUGCAAUACCCUAAUCAUCUUCUCCACCACAACCACAACCUCUUCUUUUCCCCUUGAUCAGAACCCUAAUUUCGAAUCUCAAAACCCUUUUCUCCAAUCUUCUUAUUCCAACGAUCAAUCAAUUACCUUCCUCUUCACCGAGGUUCGUCGCGUCCUCCCAAAUCGCCUAACCAUUCCAUCGGAACCCUCAAACUUCAUAGAUCGGGAAGAGAUUCAACAAGAAAAGCUACCGUUUCCCUUUGAUCUGUAUUCAUCAUCCUCUGUUGGAGCUUCAUUCCUCGAUCGCACUAAUGAUAUCUUAAGCGUUGUGGGUUCGCUUCUAUUUGGCGUCGGCUGUGGUGCUCUUACAUCCUUGAUUCUGUACAUGAUUUGGUCCCUUUUCGCACCUAACCACUUUGAAUUUCUUGAUUCCGAGGAUGAAUCUGAUGAGGAAUUUGAAUCGGACCCAAAGAAGAUGGGCUAUGUUAGUAUUCCUGCUAAGGGGGAUUUGAUUGCUGUUCCUGUGGCUAAGGAAGUCUGCUAG